Messenger RNA from Misgurnus anguillicaudatus (oriental weatherfish), 2081 nucleotides. Lineage: Eukaryota; Metazoa; Chordata; Actinopteri; Cypriniformes; Cobitidae. The record is from RefSeq and is a predicted model, not a curated record.
AGGUCUACACAGUAAACAAAAGUUUCCGUUAAACUAGGUCAACCCUGUUGAUGUGUGGUUUCAUCCUCUCACUUAAAAUCUAAAAUGUUUUAAUCUAUUUAUUUAAUUCACACCAUGGAAAUAUUAGCUGACAAAGCAAUACUUCAUAGGUGUACCAUUUUAAAAAGUGUUUUAUUUUGCUCACAGUUACAACAGAAACCCAGCAGAGAGGAGACAAACAAGACCAAUUGUUUGUGAAAGGGAAAGAAAGCGAAAAGGAAAGUUUCGGUGGUUCGAUGUCUGAGAAAACAUUUGCAAGGUGCGGAAGUGCAUUCAUUGUUAACUGAAUCUUAGGCAUUGAAAGCAUUGAGUUCUUUGUUUUGUUUGUUUUUUUAUGUUUAUUUUUUCUCAACUGAUGAAGAAUAUGAAUCACUCAUUGUUUGUUUUGCUCUGUCUGCUAUGGUGCUUAAAUGGCGCUCCAGAGGAUUCUUGUCAUGCAAUAAAGACAGCGAUGAAUGACACACAUAUACCUGAUAUCCCAACUCCUAACAUGGUCAGAGAUUUUUCAUCAUCUAUAAAGAAUUGUGUCAUUAAGUGUUCUGUGUCGAGUGUAACACAGGCAAAUCUCUUGUGGUAUAACGGAAGUGGUGUAUACACCAGCCUGAAGAUUACUGAUCUCAACACCAGAUUAUAUCUAGAGGUGGACUAUCAGGAUAAAAACAAUUACAGCUGUGUUGUGUCCAGUUCAGUUGCCAAUGUGACCUUACAUCUCAACAUUACUAAACUCUGUCAGCAGCCAUGUUCAGAUAACAUUUCAACUUUGAUGCCAGUGAGUGAGGGAGAAUCUUUCACUUUAUCCACUAACCUUACUAAACUGCAGGACAAUGAUUUCAUAACAUGGUAUUAUAUAAACAAAUGGAUUGCUCAACUCCAGGGAAACAAAACCGAAUAUAAAUUGAAUGAUAGAUUCAAUAACAGACUUCAGCUGGACAUUAAUACUGGAGCUCUCACUAUCACUAACACCAGUAAAAUCCACUCUGGACUCUAUAAACUGCUGAUCACCAAUGGAGCACAUCAGAAAUGUCUGAAUUAUAAUGUUACUGUAUAUGAUCGUCUGCCCACUCCUAUCAUCACCAAUGACUCGACACAAUGCUCUUCAGAAAAUUUAAAAUGUGUUGUGAUGUGUUCAGUGAAUGUGACACAUAUGACUCUUUCCUGGUAUAAUGGAAGCAGAUUACACUCCAGCAUCAAUGUGUCUGAUCUUAAAAGAAGUAACUUUCUUUGUCUGGUGAUUGAAUAUCAGGAUAACAACACAUACAGCUGUGUGGUGAACAAUUCAUUCACCAACAAAACUACACAACUCAACAAGAGUGCACUAUGUAACGACCACAGUCAGCCAUCAAACUACACUGAUAUUAAAAUUGGUGCUUCUGUUGGUGGUGUUUUUGCUUUCAUUGUUUUUGUUGGUUUGGUCUGUUGCUGUUAUAACAAGAAGUUCCCAUGUCAAAAGGAUACCAGUGAAGAUCAACAAGUGGCCAACACUCCUGGACAAGCAAAUGCAGAUGACAGUGCAGAUCAAGAGCAGACCAGUAGCACUUCUGCACAAAACAAUGCUGGAGCAGGCACUUCAGGCAACAACCCUGAGGAAGAUACACCUCUGAUAGAUCAACCAUCAUCAUCAUCACCACCACAGGAGUCUGUGCCUUUUAAGCAGCUUUGCUGCAAAUAGUUACAGAAACCUUCAGUUAGAUAAACUAUAAUCCAUUCAAAGAGUCUUCAUGAAGCUGUUACAUAAUUGAGAUUUUCAGCUUAAACCAUCACAGAUCCAGCACUGUGUUUCACCGUGGACACACAAACUUCUCUGUAGCUUUUCUACAACUCUAUUAUAUCUGAGAAAGAAACUGAAAGUCGACUCAUCAGAGGACAAUACUUGUUUUACAAUGACACGGCUGACACCAUUGAAACUGACAUUUGGUAUUGGAACAAGUGACCAAAGGUUUGCCUAUACCAGUACGACUAUGCUCCCAACAAACAUUAUAUCCAUUUUUAUUUAAUUCAUUAUUUUGUACCUACUUUCAUUUGAUAAAUAUUUAAUAUUUAAA